This is a messenger RNA of Fomitopsis serialis, 2017 nucleotides long. Its product is annotated as glycosyl hydrolase family 85-domain-containing protein. Lineage: Eukaryota; Fungi; Basidiomycota; Agaricomycetes; Polyporales; Fomitopsidaceae. The transcript has 7 exons. Gene Ontology annotation, biological process: protein deglycosylation. The coding region runs from base 103 to 1650 and encodes 515 amino acids. The record is from RefSeq and is a predicted model, not a curated record. Gene Ontology annotation, molecular function: mannosyl-glycoprotein endo-beta-N-acetylglucosaminidase activity. Gene Ontology annotation, cellular component: cytoplasm.
GUGACUAGUCUACAACCACGACAAUUCCUAUCUUCAAGCCUGCAUACUAGUAAUCAGUACUGUUCUUGCCCCUCUAUACAGAUCAUUGCACACUGAGACGGGAUGCCUUUGCGUGGAACCGACCACACCGAGGAUGUUCGGAGUGACGCAGCCUACUUCAAGACACUUGCGGAUCUGGACGGCUGGGCCACUAAACCUCAUGCUGGUCUAGACGGUGUAUUGCCCUACAUAGCGCGCCCACUGGUCGGAACGGAUGCUUCAUCUCAGAACAGAGGCAAACUUCUGGUGUGCCAUGACUACAAGGGUGGCUAUACUGAAACCCCCUCUGGGCUCGCCUAUACAUUCAACUUCUGGUCCUACUGCGAUACGUUCAUCUAUUUCUCGCACCAUCGGGUAACGGUGCCCCCGGCGGGAUGGAUCAACGCUGCCCACAGGCAGGGUGUAAAGAUGCUCGGGACAUUAAUCUUUGAACAUGACGCUGGGCAGCAGGAUUGCUUGCGGGUCCUUGUCGGUCACCUGCCGCAGUCGAAGACGGGGCCAGCUGCUCCAUCUGCAGACAGCUCAUUUCCCUUGUCGCCACAUUACGCGAAGCUCCUCGCUGAGUUGGCACAUCAACGAGGAUUCGAUGGCUACCUCCUCAAUGUGGAAGUUCCUCUGAUUGGUCGCAUCGAGCAGGCUAGGGCUCUCGCAGCGUGGAUCUCCGUACUCGAAAGCGAGCUCAAGCGGAGGAUUGGCUCGCACGCUGAGACUAUCUGGUACGAUAGCGUUGUCGUCACGGGCGAUCUGCGCUGGCAAGACAGGCUGAACAACUACAACCUGCCAUUCUUCCUUCCGUCGUCUGGUUUCUUCACGAACUAUACAUGGCGGCCCAACUAUCCGUCCCUCACAGCGCAAUACUUCUUCAGCCUAGAUCCCGCCUUGAUGACCGUCCCCAAAACACUCCAGGACAUUUACGUCGGCAUCGACGUCUGGGGCCGCGGCCAACACGGUGGAGGCGGAUUCGGGUCUUACCGAUCCCUUGCGCACAUCGACCCAGAGUUCCUAGGACUCAGCGUCGCCUUCUUUGGGCCCGGCUGGUCCUGGGAGACCGAGCAGGACAAGCCUGGCUUUUCCUGGGAGACGUGGUGGGCGUACGAGCGCAAGCUUUGGAUCGGGCCCGAGACGGAAGGCGAGGCCGUAGAAGUCCCUCCACACAAUCCCCGUGCGGGCGAGCCGGACUGUCAGCACGGCGAGUUUACACCCGUCUCUGCGUUCUUCCCCCGACAGGCCCCGCCCAAUCCCAGGGAGCUGCCGUUCCUAACAUACUUCUCGCCGGGCAUCGGGUACGCUUGGUUUGUGCAGGGGAAGAAAGCGUACGUAACCACAGCUGGUUGGACAGAUCUCGACAAGACAACGACACUAGGUGACCUUGUAUGGCCACGGCCCUCGCCGCAAUGGAUCGAUUCCCAAGAAGCGCUGCCAGUGCCUGCGACGUCGACCUCGCUCUGCUUGACGGACGCGUGGCUUGGUGGUAGCUCGUCAACGGUGAGUGUCCAAUUGCAUCUGCGCGGCCAGCGUGUGAGUGCGGCGUGGGGGCGGGGGCGGGGAUCGUCGCACGGCGGGCGUGGGGAGGAGGAGGAGGAGGUAAUUCCAUUUAGUCACCCCAGCUAAGUACUACCUACGCAGAUGCGCCAGUACAUAGCUCGUGACGGCGUUCACCGAUUAGAUGACAGCUGCGUAUCCGAGAGGCCGCCACUUGUCCACAUCUAACCUACAGUACCCUACUCUCACUAUCACACGAUCACAAUUACAGUCAUACAUGCAGUAUACCUUGGCCCUCUAGCUGCUAGGCUGGGCGGGCAUCAUGGGUAAAACCUGGCAGGAAAAAAUAUGCAAAAGCCUCCAGGCGUCAGUGGCAGUCCCCCGCCACACUGACAUAACUCCCCAUGAUCCAGGUGAUGUAUCUAGUGCUACAGCCGUCCUACAUUGUGUGGAAGGCAUGAUUUGCCCCCAAUGCAUAGUGAGUGCAGGGAAUCCG